CCGGGCCGGGCUGGGCUGGGCUGGGGGGCGGCGAUGGGAGCCCGGGGGGCCCCGGCGGGGACCGCCACGGCCGGCGCUGCCGCUCCGCCCCGCUGAGCCGCGGUUCCUGACCCGCCUGCUCGGAUGGAGGCCCAGAGAGCUGUCAUGGAGGAGUUGGUAGAGGAUGACAUCUGUAUUUUGAACCAUGAAAAAGCAGACGGUGCUCAUAAGAGAGAUGGGGAGAUUCCUGUUCCCUCUUACAGUGGAGAUGAGUCUGUUGCCUCACAUUUUGCACUUGUGACUGCAUAUGAAGAUAUCAAGAAACGGCUAAAGGAGACAGAGAAGGAGAACUCCUUCCUAAAGAAAAGAGUGAGAAUUCUAGAAGAAAAGCUGCUUGGCUCCCGGCUGGAAGAGGAAUGCAGCUCAGUUGGACGUGAACAAGUAAAUAAGGCAUACCAAGCCUAUCGAGAGGCCUGCAUUGACCGAGAUAGUCUGAAAAGCAAACUGGAUAGAAUAAUGAAAGAAAAUGCAGAGUCCAUUAAGAAUUUGAAUGAACAGUUGCAGUCUAAAGAAGUAGAGCUGUUACAACUAAGAACUGAAGUGGAAACUCAACAAGUGAUAAAAAAUAUGAAUUGUACUCAGUCCAGCUGGGAAAUAGAGAAGCUCAACAGUGACCUGAAAGUGCAUAGUCUGGAACAGGAUAUAGAAAGCCUCAAGCAAGAGUGCAACAGUCUCAGAAAGGAGUUGCAAAAAGCCAAGCAGAAGGACCAGGCUCAAGAAGAAAGUCAAUCAAAUGGAGACCACCUUCACAGAAGAGACAUCCAGAGUGUACAACAAGCAUACUGGGAACUGAAGAGAGAAAUGUCUAAUUUGCGCCUAGUGACUGACAUACAGGCUGAGGUUCUACGAAAACUGAAAACAAACCCAACAGUGACCAAGAAAGCUGCCUCUACUUCACCGGUCCAACGUGUUGAUUUGAACAUUUCAAAGCCGAAUUUGACACCUGGAGUAGUCUACAAAAAACUCUCACAGAACGAUCAAGUGUUCUGCAAUCCUGUGUCUCCUCCGCUGCCAAGAGUUGGAAAAACCCCAUCUGAAAGGGUGACUCUACAAGCAUGGACAGAUGAGAGACACGUUUCAGUUGAUAGCAGAAUGUUUCAGGAUCACCAUUCUUUUGGAAGGAGCUCUCUGGAAGAUAAUUCCUGGGUAUUCCCAAGUCCUCCAAAGCCUAAUGAGAAUGUGUUUUGGGAAAUAAAAAAUAAAACAACCUUGUUAAACUGUCCAGCAGAUUACCUGGAUCAGUGUAAUCAAAACUGUCUGCACAAGAGUUAAACAAUUUUUAGAAUGAACAGAGCAAUUUUUAGAAUGGUUCUGAAUAGGCACCUUAACACUUGAACUUCUAAAGAGGGAAAACAAAUUGCUUGAAAUAUCCUUUUAUUCUUUUUUUUUUUAUUCUAGCUUUGAAACAGAAAGCUUUGUCUUCCUCUGCUGUAAAACAGGAGCAAGUUCCUUGAAGUUAAAGCUGUGCUGGUAUAAUGUAAAUAUAAAGAAAUCUGGCAUGGGUCCUAGAUAGUUGUGUACUGCAAAUGGCAUAUGUUUGCAGAAGAUGACACUGAAACGUGAGUUCUUGGAAUAAAACAAAAUAAUCCAGUUCUGUAUUUGUUUGCUAUUUGUAUGUUAUCAAGAAAAUUCUUGGUAUCCUGUGUUAAAACCUGUAACAGUUCUGACCUUAUAUUUUGACAUUUUGUUUUUUUCAGUUAGACAAAAUGAAGAUUUGGAUUCUCUCUCCCUUCUUGCUUUUAAUUAAGUUUGUUUCCUCUGAUUUAGAAAUGCAUUUUAAUGUCUUUUUUAACCAAGAAAGGUGAGAUUUCUUUUUUUUUUUCGUUAUUUAUAUUAGAUAGUGGCAAGUGAAAAAUCACUGUUUGGCUACCCUGUUUAGAUUGCACCAUUUUAGGCCUUAUUGUGAAUUAGAAAGGAUCCUAAAUAAUGUUGCUGAACACUGUGAAUCCUGGAUGUUCAGCUUGUUUCCCUCAGUUUAUGCUGUAGGAAACAGAUUUAAUUCUGUGCACAGUGGUGCCUGCCACAGAGUCAUCCUGCCCACGGUGCAGUUACCUUUAUUGUGCCUCCUUUGCACAGCACUGGAACCUUGACUUUGGUUGGUGGUGAAGGCUACUAACUUUUAUUAAAGAAACAAAGCCUUAAUUUCAUCUGACUUAAGUGUUGUAGCAUUGUUGACACACAUAAGAAGUAUUUUUGUGGUAUCUUUAAUAUGCCAUUAAGAACUAAAGUUAUUUGAAUUGCAACUGCCUGCUUUAUGAAUUUUGGAUGUCCUACUAGUAUUAUUUGUUUUUUCCUUUGAAGGCAAAAAAAAUUUUAGACACAUACAAUUUAAGCUUUUUUUUUUUUUUAACUGUUCUGCUUCAUAUCUGGCUUAAUACAUCAGGGUAAGUGAAAUGCCUUGACUGCUCCAUAGCUUGAAGAAAAUGCAUUGUAUUUUAGAUCAUGGUAUCAUGAGCCAUGAGCCAGCAAUGUGCCCUUGUGGCUAAGAAGGCCAAUGGCAUCCUGGGGUGUAUUAGAAAGGGUGUGGUUAGUAGGUCAAGAGAGGUUCUCCUCCCCCUCUAUUCUGCAUUGGUGAGGCCGCAUCUGGAGUAUUGUGUCCAGUUCUGGGCCCCUCAGUUCAAGAAGGACAGGGAACUGCUUGAAAGAGUCCAACGCAGAGCCACAAAGAUGAUUAAGGGAGUGGAACAUCUCCCUUAUGAGGAAAGGCUGAGGGAGCUGGGUCUCUUUAUUUUGGAGAAAAGGAGACUGAGGGGUGACCUCAUCAAUGUUUACAAAGACAUAAAGGGUGAGUGUCAAGAAGAUGGAGUUAAGCUUUUUUCAGUGAUGACCAGUGAUAGGACAAGGAGUAAUGGAUACAAAUUGGAGCAGAGGAGGUUCAGUGUGAAUAUCAGGAAAAAUUUUUUUACUGUGAGAGUGACAGAGCACUGGAACAGGCUGCCCAGAGAGGUUGUGGAGUCUCCUUCUCUGGAGACAUUCAAAACCCACCUGGACGCCUUCCUGUGUGAUGUACUCUAGGUGACCCUGCUCUGGUGGGGGGGUUGGACUAGAUGAUCUUUCGAGGUCCCUUCCAACCCCUAUGAUUCUAUGAUUCUAUGAUCUAACUUGUAAUAGGUAGGUGAGGUAUCCAACUUAACGGGUCCAGAUUAAAUUAGUGUAAUAAAAAAUAAUUUCACAGCUGUUUAGUAACAAAUUAUCUUAAAAUUACUUGCAAAUACAUGGGGAAUGUGUAACUGUAGUGUAGCCCUAGUAAUGAUAGGCUGUAGAAGUGUUACCAAGGUGCUGCUACAUGAUCUGUGUGGUUCCAGACACCUUCUUCCCUGUGGAGUAAGUACUUGAUAUGAUGCCCAUCUUCUCCUUUUUCAGUUUGUCUAUCGAAGUUGAAAAAAUGCUUUCCAGAUACCUUCUACUGUAUUAGUGAACAGCAUACAUAAAUAAUGUGUGAGUAUCCCACUCGCCAGAUAGUUUUUAUCUAUGAUCUUGCUCACGUAUACUGGCUUGUCUGUGAUUAAUGGAAAUAGUGUCAGAUGCUGGAAUUUAUUCUGACCAAUGAACACGGCUGACUCAGGGGAGUACAAUCUCUUGGAAAGUAAUAGAACAAAACCCAUUAUGCAUAAAACAAAUCCACGUCACUGGGCUUUAGCUGAUAGAACCAACUACCUGUGUAAUAACAAAGCAGCAGAGAACAUUUCUCAUGUGGCUGCAUAAGCUAGAGGGUAUCUAGUUUUAAUAUAGCUUACUUUUGGGGUUUCCUACCUCAGCUUUAGAGAGGGUUUGUUGUUUUUUUUUUAAGUAAUGUAUUAUCCAGCAGACAUCAACAUGAUUAAUACUUUUAUUUGUGCAAUGAAGGAAUUCUACUGUGUAAGUUUUAAAAUAAAUUUAUUUUUGUUUGAAA
Apus apus (common swift) is the source of this 3931-nucleotide messenger RNA. It is a transcript of the gene AZI2, whose product is annotated as 5-azacytidine induced 2. The transcript is spliced from 8 exons. Gene Ontology annotation, cellular component: cytoplasm. The record is from RefSeq and is a predicted model, not a curated record. Bases 124 to 1311 code for a protein of 395 amino acids. NCBI's taxonomy places the organism in Eukaryota, Metazoa, Chordata, Aves, Apodiformes, Apodidae. Gene Ontology annotation, biological process: canonical NF-kappaB signal transduction.